UCUAGGUAGUUUGGGUUAUUCGAUGUAUAUAGAAUGAAUCAAAGGUGAUUCGUAUGAUCUAAUGCUCAUAUUUUAGGUGUAGGUCUCUCAUGAAAACGCUGUAUCCCUGGUAAAGCAACGGCCCCCACGGCUGUAUCAAUUUUAUUAAAGAGGGACUAGCACAUGCUGUACUAUGCCGGGUCGGCGCCGCAUCGGUGUACCGUGUGGAGCUCAUGUGGGGCAAAAACGCCGUUGUCAGCAGCCACCCGGUAAAAUUUUAAAAUUUCUCCAAAAAAGCUAAGACCGGGAUUACGCAUCGCAAUCGCCCGAGAGGUAAUUUCCUUCCUUUAACAUUUAAAAAAAAAAUACAUAGAUCAAACGAUGGCGAAGCCCAAAUCGUUUCUAAAACAAUCGAAGUCGAAGCCGAAAAAUGAGCAGAGACUUGAUGCGGCAGAUGACUAUCAAUCUGCCGGCGUUGAGUUCGAAGAAGCGGCUGGAAAAUGGCGUGCGGGAGAUGCCGCAAAAUCCAUGAGAUUCUUCCAGCGUGCCGUUGACGUCUAUGAUCAAGGUCUACAGAAGUUCCCUCAAAAUGCUGAUCUCGCCUAUAACAAAGCCCGAGUACAACUGGAGAUGGCCACACAUCCUAUUCUAGUAGAUCAGUUACCACGGCCUUUAAAGGUCGUGUUAGAAGAAGCCUUAGCCUCGCAUCGAUAUUCGUUGCAGCUAGACCCGGACAAUGCCGAUGCUCUCUUCAACACCUCUCAAGUGCUCACAACCAUCGCCGAGGUAAUGGCCUCUGACGAAGAUGAUGAAGACUCGAAAUCUGAGGCUGAGGCGCUAAAGGUGCUUCGAGAGGCUCUCGAAUUGCAGAGUAGAUGUCUUAAUGUGCAGGAGCGGAAGUAUCGUGAAUUCCUCGAGCAGGAACGGACUGCGGAUGAACAAGGAGACGUGAUGAACGACCCCACACCUGCUGCUGAUUCAGUAGAAGACUCAGUGUCGGGUAAUGUCGAUGAUGACGGGGAGUGGUUUAACGUUAUCGAACCAGUCACUAGAGACACCCUCAUCGACACAUUACUCGCGCAACUAGGCACUCUUACCACCUUCUGCAGCAUCCUGAGCUCCUUGCCGAGUGCUGCUCCCGCAAACACGCUUCCUUGGGUCGAGGAGCUUUCGGCGAACCUCCUAGGGAAGAUGCAGACAAUAUCCCAUGACCAGCCAGAGAGGUUACAAGAAAUUGCUCUAGCAAAAGGAAAUUUGGCAUCAGCGAUGCUGGAAGCAGGAUACAGAUCUGGCAAAAUCGAUGCCGAAACCUACAAGCGAGAAAGAGAUUCGGCAUUUUCCGCCACUGAACUUCAGCUCGAAAGAUCAGUCGAAGGUCUUCUAGCAAACGCACGGUCUCUCCUUGCGCUUUAUUCCGCUCUGACCGAAGCUGAAAAUGGAGAUGCCCAAUCCCAAUCAACGCUCCGAUGGAACGUUCUCACUGCAAGCAUAGCCAACUUAAAAUCCGCGUCGGCGAUACAGGGAAUUUCCCAAGACGACCUAGUCACCACGCAUCUACUUCGCGGCGAUGCAUCCUUGUACCUCUGCGCCAUGGCUUUCCCACCUACAUCGCAUCAAACAGCCGUGUACUAUCGCAACGCGAGCAGACUGACUCAGGACCGGGAAGAGAAGGACGUCUCUUCUAUGAAGUCAGCUGUCGCCCAAUACAUGCAAGCUUACUCUCAGGGGCAAGCGCAUGGCGAUAUUGGCAACCUUCUGAACGUGAGCCCCCGAGGCCCAGAGUGGGCUAUCAGACAGGUCGAAGAUAUGGUGGCGGACAAUCUCGUACCUCCUGGCCUGUUUUCGUAG
Messenger RNA from Annulohypoxylon truncatum, 1827 nucleotides. RefSeq lists its product as uncharacterized. The coding region runs from base 361 to 1827 and encodes 488 amino acids. NCBI's taxonomy places the organism in Eukaryota, Fungi, Ascomycota, Sordariomycetes, Xylariales, Hypoxylaceae. Gene Ontology annotation, molecular function: protein binding. The record is from RefSeq and is a predicted model, not a curated record. The transcript is spliced from 3 exons.